AUGUGGAUGGGCACCUACCCUUCUGUUCCCUCCCGGGUCUACUCAACUGGGAAACUUCUCUCCGAACAUUUGAAAGAUAAUCCGGAACUUGUCGGUGAUUCAGUUUACAAAAGAUACGGUCCGGACAUCCCUUUUCUUCCAAAGGUACUAUCGUUUGCCAAAGCACUCCCACUGCAAAUACAUCCCGACAAAGAUCUUGCAGAGCGCUUGCAUGCCAAGAACCCCGAGAAAUUCGGCGAUGCCAACCAUAAGCCUGAAAUUGCUAUCGCUUUGUCACGAUUCGAACUGUUUGUAGGGUUUAAACCCCUGGGCCAAAUUUCAGAGCUCCUACGCUUGAAUCCAUUACAAAAACUGCUACCAGCGCAUGAGAAAUUGGACGAUAAUGCUCUACGCAAAAAUUGCAAAAAAAUAUCUCUAUCUGAGUUCGGGGAUAGUGAAAACGUUCCAUCCCUCCUUGAGAGGCUCAGCAAGCAAUAUUCGUCAUUCGAUAACGGCAGUCUGGUUGCCGCGCUUCUGAUGAACUACCUGGUCCUGGAGCCUGGAGAAGCCGUCUGUGUUCCGGCAGACGGCAUCCAUGCCUGGCUUUCGGGAGACAUCCUCGAAUGCAUGGCGCGGUCUGACAACGUUCUCAACACGGGAUUUUGUCCACGUGCCGACCGUGAUGAUAUCGAAUUGUUUACACAGUCUCUUACAUUCAAGCCACAUGGUCCAGAGGAAUCUAUCCUCCAAUCAAAGAAGAGCUCAAUCGGAGUGAAAGGAAGAUCGAUUGAAUUUGCUCCUCCUUUUAGUGAGUUCAAUGUCCUGGCUGUGGCUUUAUCUCCAACGGAGGUCGAGAAGCACAGCGUACUGGGGAGCCCUAGCAUCUUGGUCGUCACCCAGGGCUCUGGAAAAAUGACGGUGGGAGAUGGAACCGUCCACGAAAUUGGCCUGGGAAGUGUUUAUUUCACCGCAAAAGACGCUGAGCUUGAGUUCUCAACCAAGACCGGAUUGAUACUGUACCGAGCAUAUGCUACCUUUUGA
Messenger RNA from Penicillium salamii, 1020 nucleotides. Lineage: Eukaryota; Fungi; Ascomycota; Eurotiomycetes; Eurotiales; Aspergillaceae. The record is from the annotation of a GenBank genome assembly.